AUGGCAUCAUCUACAGCAUCCGACACCUUACACAAGGAGAAACACAUCACUUUCAUAAUAGACCAAGAAUCCAAUCGCUCCUAUGAGUAUUGGCUUAGUGAGCAUCUACGUAUGAAUGGGUUGUAUUGGGGUGUGACUGCAUUGAUCACAAUGAAGAGUCUCAAUGAUACGACACUCCCACAAGAAGACGUAAUCAAAUACGUAUUGAGCUGCUGGGACGACCGAUUUGGUGCGUUUGGCUCAUUCCCCGAGCACGAUGCUCACAUACUUUCCACGUUAUCGGCACUACAGAUUUUGAAAAUUUACGAUUCUGGUUUGUCAAUGUUGACAAAAGAUCAGAAACAGCAACUUGUCAAAUUCAUCAAGGGAUUGCAAUUGCCUAAUGGAAGUUUUCAAGGUGAUAGGUUUGGGGAGGUAGAUACACGAUUCACAUACACUGCGGUGUCCGCCCUAUCUUUGCUAGAUGAGUUAACGGUGGAUGUUGUGGACCCUGCUGUUGACUUUAUCAUGAGAUGUUUGAAUUUCGAUGGUGGGUUUGGUCUAGUUCCCGGCUCUGAAUCCCAUGCGGCACAAGCGUUUGUUUGCGUUGGUGCACUUGCAAUAAUGGAUCGAUUGAAUGUUCUUACUCACGAUUUACCUGAACGGAUUUCUAGUUGGCUAAGUGAACGUCAGGUUUUGCCAUCAGGUGGGUUUAAUGGUCGUCCAGAGAAGUUACCCGAUGUAUGUUACAGUUGGUGGGUUUUGUCAACAUUGUCUAUCCUAGGGAGAUCUCAUUGGGUGGAUUUGUAUAAAUUGGAAGGGUUCAUAUUAAGCUGCCAAGACCCCGUUUACGGAGGUAUUAGUGAUCGCCCCGAUAAUCAAACUGAUAUAUAUCAUACGUGUUUUGGAAUUACCGGAUUGAGCUUGAUUGAUCACUCCAAAUUUGACCUUGAUGAAAUCGAUCCUGUUUAUUGCAUGCCUAAAAGCGUGACUAAAGGGUUUAGAAAAUGGAAACAAGACGAGUAA
Molecule: messenger RNA, 1005 nt
Organism: Lodderomyces theae
Lineage: Eukaryota; Fungi; Ascomycota; Pichiomycetes; Serinales; Debaryomycetaceae
Gene: BET2
Product: Rab geranylgeranyltransferase
Exons: 1
Coding region: 1-1005 (334 amino acids)
Biological process (GO): protein geranylgeranylation
Cellular component (GO): Rab-protein geranylgeranyltransferase complex
Molecular function (GO): Rab geranylgeranyltransferase activity
Source: RefSeq, a predicted model, not a curated record